GCGUCUACCUCUCUUCGCAGCUCCAAGAGUCAUCCUUCCCUCUCUUUAAAAAAUCCUCCUCUCCGGCAAAUCUUCUCACAGACACUCUCUCCACAUGGAAUCCCCACCGGAAUCAACGACUCCACUCCUACCUCGCCGUUGGCCCCACCACAUCUCCUCCAUCAUCAGAUGGCCCACCGGCUUCAACCUCAAGACCACCAUCUGGUCGGAGCUUGGUGGAUCCGUCGGUGAUCUGGGCACCUACAUCCCCAUCGUCCUGGCCCUCUGCCUCGUCAACCACCUCGACCUCUCCACAACCCUCAUCUUCACCGCUCUCUACAAUAUCAUCACCGGCUUUCUCUUCGGCAUCCCGAUGCCUGUCCAGCCGAUGAAAUCCAUCGCCGCCGUCGCCAUCUCCGAAUCCCAAGCCCACCUCACCGUCCCCCAAAUCAUGGCCGCUGGUAUCUGUACGGCUUCCAUCCUCUUCAUCCUCGGUGCUACUCGCCUCAUGUCCUUCCUAUACAAGUAUAUCCCGCUCCCUGUUGUUCGUGGGGUCCAGCUCUCCCAGGGCCUCUCCUUCGCCUUCUCUGCAAUUAAGUACAUCCGAUACAAUCAGAACUUUUCGACUGGGAAGUCAGGCACGGCGCGACCCUGGCUCGGCCUCGACGGCCUCGUGCUCGCCCUUUCUGCACUCCUCUUCGUCGUCCUCAUCACGGGAUCCGGCAAAGAAGAGUCUGUAUCGGAAUCCCAACUCGCCACGUCGUUGGAUCGGCCACGUCGUAAUCACCGUAGACUACGUGUUUGUUCGAUGAUCCCAGCGGCACUUCUGGUCUUUCUUUUGGGGUUGUUGCUGUGCUUCAUUCGGGACCCUUCAAUUAUUAAGGAUCUCAAAUUCGGACCCGCUAAGAUCCAUGUCGUGAAGAUCACAUGGGAGGAUUGGAAAAUUGGGUUUGUUAGAGCAGCAAUCCCACAGAUUCCUCUUUCGGUUUUGAAUUCGGUGAUCGCUGUUUGUAGGCUGUCAGGCGAUCUUUUCCCCGAGAGGGAGGCAUCGGUGACUGCAGUUUCAGUUAGUGUGGGGAUUAUGAAUUUGGUAGGGUGUUGGUUUGGAGCAAUGCCAGUCUGCCACGGUGCUGGUGGGCUCGCUGGGCAGUAUCGGUUCGGUGGGCGGAGUGGGGCUUCUGUGCUAUUUUUGGGUCUGGCCAAGUUGGUUUUGGGUCUGGUUUUCGGGAACUCAUUUGUGAGAAUAUUGGGUCAGUUCCCAAUUGGGAUUUUGGGGGUACUGUUGCUGUUUUCCGGCAUUGAAUUGGCCAUGGCUUCGAGGGAUAUGAAUAGUAAGGAGGAGUCGUUCGUGAUGCUGGUUUGUGCUGCGGUUUCAUUGACAGGGUCAAGUGCGGCUUUGGGCUUUGGGUGUGGGAUUGUGUUGUUUGUGCUGCUGAAGCUGAGGGAGAUCGAUUGCUCUUCUGGGUUAUUUUCUAGCAAUUUAUUUAGAUCGAAAUCAGCAAAUGACGCUGAAACCAGCUUCGGUUCUCAGCGGCCGAGUUGAUUGGAUCUUUGGUUGGGCUUGUUGGAGAUCAAUCUCAUCAUUGUGUUAGGAGGAGAAACAAGAAGAUCAGAGCCCAAAAAAAUUGGUUGGCUGUAGCUCUUUUAUCCAUCUCUCUGCUCAAUUGUAACGCUCGCCUUGUCCUUUGAAUAUAUUCAGUAGUUCAUGUCCUAGAUGCAUGUUUAUUAUACGUAGAAACCCAAGUGACCGGCCAUAGGAGACGAGUGGAGGUCAUUGAGAACUUGUUGCUUCUAAGCCCUUUAUAUAAGAUCUUGGUCGUACCAUGUAUAUUGUAGGAGUGAAUUUGGGCCCCAUUGUAACUUGUGGAUUUAGGCUUGUAUGUCAACUUCUUAGUGUCAUUUGUACA
Molecule: messenger RNA, 1886 nt
Organism: Magnolia sinica
Lineage: Eukaryota; Viridiplantae; Streptophyta; Magnoliopsida; Magnoliales; Magnoliaceae
Product: molybdate transporter 2
Exons: 1
Coding region: 95-1522 (475 amino acids)
Biological process (GO): molybdate ion transport
Molecular function (GO): molybdate ion transmembrane transporter activity
Source: RefSeq, a predicted model, not a curated record